Molecule: messenger RNA, 5364 nt
Organism: Protopterus annectens (West African lungfish)
Lineage: Eukaryota; Metazoa; Chordata; Ceratodontiformes; Protopteridae
Gene: LRP5
Product: LDL receptor related protein 5
Exons: 22
Coding region: 399-4754 (1451 amino acids)
Molecular function (GO): protein binding
Source: RefSeq, a predicted model, not a curated record
CCUCACCGUACUUGCUUUUUGCCAACCGUCGUGAUGUUCGAGUGGUGGAUGCUGGGAAUGUAAAGCCCGAAUCCUCAGUGCUGGUUAGUGGCUUGGAAGAUGCAGCAGCAGUGGAUUUUUUGUAUUCACAGAGUGUAAUUUAUUGGACAGAUGUAAGUGAAGAGGCUGUUAAACAGACUUACUUUAACAAAACUGGAAAUGUACAGAAUGUUGUUAUCUCUGGACUGGUUUCACCUGAUGGCCUUGCUUGCGACUGGUUGGGACAUAAACUGUACUGGACAGACUCCGAAACCAACAGAAUAGAAGUUGCUAAUCUCAAUGGCACAUUUAGAAAAGUCCUCUUCUGGCAGGAUCUUGAUCAACCAAGGGCUAUUGCCCUGGAUCCAGGUCAUGGGUACAUGUACUGGACAGACUGGGGAGAAACACCGAGAAUAGAACGUGCUGGGAUGGAUGGUAGUACUCGGAAAAUUAUUGUUGACUCUGACAUCUAUUGGCCAAAUGGUUUGACAAUAGAUUUAGAGGAACAAAAACUUUACUGGGCUGAUGCAAAGCUAAGUUUUAUUCAUCGAGCCAACUUGGAUGGAUCUUUUAGACAAAAGGUGGUAGAAGGUACACUGACGCAUCCAUUUGCACUUACACUGUCUGGCGAGACACUUUAUUGGACUGACUGGCAAACGCGUUCCAUUCAUGCGUGCAACAAACAUACUGGGGAAAAAAGAAGGGAAAUACUGAGUGGAAUUUAUUCACCCAUGGAUAUCCAGGUCUUCAGUCAAGAAAGGCAGCCAUACAUUAAAACCCAGUGUGACAGUAACAAUGGAGGCUGCUCUCACUUGUGUCUCCUGUCACCAAGAGACCCGUUCUACAUGUGUGCCUGUCCUACUGGAGUCAAGUUAAAUGAAGAUGGCAAGACUUGCAAAUCAGGUGCUGAGGAAGUCUUACUUCUUGCUAGAAGAACAGAUUUACGAAGGAUAUCAAUGGAUACCCCUGACUUCACAGACAUCAUCCUGCAGAUCGAAGACAUCAGACAUGCUAUUGCAAUUGACUAUGAUCCUGUAGAGGGGUACAUUUACUGGACAGAUGAUGAAGUUAGGGCUAUUCGUCGGGCAUAUCUUGAUGGGUCUGGAGCGGAGACAUUAGUGACAACAGAAAUUAACCAUCCUGAUGGAAUAGCUGUAGACUGGGUUGCUCGGAAUUUGUACUGGACUGAUACUGGCACUGAUCGCAUUGAAGUCACAUGUUUAAACGGCACAUCCAGAAAAAUUCUUAUAUCAGAAAAUUUAGAUGAGCCAAGAGCUAUUGUUCUAAAUCCAGUGACAGGGUACAUGUAUUGGACUGACUGGGGUGAAAAUCCGAAGAUAGAGCGUGCUAACUUAGAUGGUUCUGACAGGAUAGUCCUCAUCAACAGCUCAUUGGGUUGGCCAAAUGGAUUGGCAUUAGAUAUAGCAGAAGGAACACUAUACUGGGGUGAUGCCAAAACAGACAAAAUUGAGGUGAUAAAUGUGGAUGGAACUGACAGACGAACCCUUCUGGAAGACAAACUUCCUCAUAUAUUUGGCUUCACCUUGUUGGGAGACUAUAUUUACUGGACAGACUGGCAGAGACGAAGCAUAGAACGUGUUCACAAAGUCAGAGCAAGCCGAGAGGUCAUCAUUGAUCAGUUGCCAGACCUUAUGGGCUUGAAAGCAGCACAUGUGACAAAUACAUUUGGAACAAACCCAUGUGCAGAUAACAAUGGCGGCUGCAGUCAUCUUUGCUUCUUCACACCUCAUGGCCUAAAAUGUGCCUGCCCAAUGGGAUUAGAGUUAUUGAGUGAUAUGAAGACUUGCAUUAUACCUGAAGCCUUUCUUGUAUUCACCAGUAGAGCUGCUAUACACAGGAUCUCCCUAGAAACCAAUAAUAAUGAUGUAACCAUACCACUAACCGGAAUCAAAGAAGUAUCAGCAUUGGAUUUUGAUGUGUCUGACAGCAGAAUAUAUUGGAUUGAUACUAGUUAUAAGACUAUAAGUCGUGCCUUUAUGAAUGGAAGUUCUGUUGAACAUGUCAUUGAAUUUGGCCUUGGUUGCCCAGAGGGUAUGGCAGUGGAUUGGCUGGGAAAGAAUCUUUAUUGGGCAGAUACUGGAACAAACCGAAUUGAAGUUGCAAGGCUCGAUGGCAGGUAUCGGCAAGUCCUAAUAUGGAAAGACUUGGAUAGUCCUCGGUCUUUGGCUCUUGACCCCUCUAAAGGGUACAUGUACUGGACAGAAUGGGGUGGAAAACCAAGAAUUGUGCGAGCUUAUAUGGAUGGAUCCAGCAGUGUUACGUUGGUUGACAAAGUUGGUCGUGUCAAUGGUCUCACAAUUGACUAUGCAGAGAACAGACUUUAUUGGACUGACUUGGAUACUUGCAUGAUUGAGUCAUCAAACAUGCUAGGUCAAGAAAGAGAGAUUAUAGCUGAUGAUCUGUCCCACCCGUUUGGAUUAACACAGUAUAGAGACUACAUUUAUUGGACCGACUGGAACCUCCGCAGCAUUGAAAGGGCUGACAAGAAAACUGGUCAAAAUCGUACCCUUAUUCAAGGACAUCUUGAAUAUAUAAUGGACAUUUUAGUGUUUCAUUCAUCUCGUCAAGAAGGCCAUAAUGAAUGUAUGCAGAAUAAUGGACAGUGUGCCCAGCUCUGCCUUGCUGUACCUGACGGCUACAAGUGUGGCUGCACAUCCCAUUACACACUUGACGCCAACAACAAGAACUGCAGCUCACCAACCAACUUCUUACUGUUCAGUCAGCGGUCUGCAGUUAAUCGAAUGGUGUUAGAUGUUCAGCAGAGUCCUGAUAUCAUUCUCCCUAUACAUGGCUUGCGGAAUGUAAAAGCGAUUGAUUAUGACCCUUUAGAUAAAUUAAUCUACUGGGUUGAUGGGCGCCAGAAUAUUGUUAAACGGGCAAAAGAUGAUGGUACUCAGGCUUUUGUCAUUAUGUCUGCUGCAAAUCAAGGUCAAAAUCCAGAAAGGCAACCUCAUGACCUGAGUUUAGAUAUCUAUAGCCGCACCUUGUAUUGGACGUGUGAGACCACUAACACAAUUAAUGUUCACAGGCUUGAUGGAGAAGCUAUAGGCAUUGUACUAAAGGGAGACCAUGACCGACCAAGAGCCAUUGUCGUCAAUUCUGAAAGAGGAUACAUGUACUUUACUAAUAUGCAAGAGCGAUCUUCUAAAAUAGAACGUGCUGCAUUGGACGGGACAGAGCGAGAAGUAUUGUUUACAACUGGACUCAUUCGACCUGUUGCACUUGAAGUUGACAACAAACUGGGUAAACUAUUUUGGGUGGAUGCAGAUCUCAAACGGAUUGAAAGCAGUGACUUGUCUGGUGCAAAUAGAGUGACUCUUGAAGAUUCUAACAUUGUUCAGCCAAUGGGAUUAACUGUUCUUGGGGACCAUCUUUAUUGGAUUGAUCGACAGCAGCAAAUGAUUGAAAGAAUAGAGAAGACUAAUGGGUACAAAAGGACCAGAAUUCAGGGUCGUAUUGCUCAUCCAACAGAUAUUCGUGCUGUUGAAGAUGUCGAUAUGCAGGAAUUCUCUUCUCAUCCUUGCUCACGUGACAAUGGUGGAUGCUCACACAUAUGUAUUGCAAAAGGAGAUGGAACACCCAGAUGUUCUUGUCCAGUGCACCUUGUACUACAGCAGAAUUUGUUGACAUGCGGAGAGCCUCCAACCUGCUCUCCAGAUCAAUUCACCUGUGCAACUGGGGAGAUAGAUUGUAUACCAAUGGCUUGGCGUUGCGAUGGCUUUCCAGAAUGUGAUGAUCAGAGUGAUGAAAAGAACUGCCCAGUCUGUUCCGAGAAUCAGUUUCAGUGUGAAAAAGGGCAGUGCAUUGAUGUUCGUCUUCAGUGCAAUGGGGAAUAUGACUGUCAAGACAAGUCAGAUGAGGCUGAUUGUGAUACAAUCUGCCAUCCCAACCAAUUCCGCUGUGUCAGUGGGCAGUGCAUACUAGAUAAACAACAGUGCGACUCCUUCCAAGACUGCAAUGAUGGUUCUGAUGAAAUACUCUGUGGCCUAACCACUGUAGAUGAGCUGCCUUCCCAUAACACUGCAAUCGGGCCAGUCAUUGGUAUAAUUUUGUUAGUGUUUGUCGUUGGAGGAAUCUACUUCGUAUGCCAACGAGUGGUAUGCCGGCGUUACAAGAGCCCCAAUGGACCAUUUCCUCAUGAAUACAUCAGUGGAGCCCCACACGUACCUCUUAAUUUCAUAACUCCUGGAAGCUCACAACAUGGCACUUUCACUGGUAUCUCAUGUAGUAAGCCUAUGAUCAGCUCCAUGAGCCUUAUGGGAGGAAGCAGUGGUGCCCCACUCUAUGACAGAAGUCAUGUGACUGGGGCUUCUUCCAGUAGUUCCACUAGCACAAAAGGAACUUUCUACCCACCGAUUCUGAAUCCACCACCAUCGCCUGCCACUGAUCGAUCUUUAUAUAAUACAGAAGCAUUCUGUUCUUCAAACAGUCCUUCAACUACUAGAUCAUACAGACCCUAUAUUUUGCGUGGAAUUGCACCACCGACAACGCCAUGCAGUACAGAUAUCUGCGACAGUGACUACACUACAAGUCGGUGGAAGAGUAACAAAUACUACAUUGACUUAAACUCAGACUCCGACCCGUACCCUCCCCCACCUACCCCCCGAAGUCAGUACAUGUCUGCAGAAGAAAGCUGUCCUCCUUCUCCUGCCACAGAACGGAGCUAUUUUCACCUCUAUCCUCCCCCACCAUCUCCCUGCACAGACUCUUCAUGACCUCAAAAGAAGGAAUUUGUGUUAAUUUCUGUAAAUAGUUUGAAAUGUUAACAGAGAAAAAAAUAUAUUUUAUGAGUCUGAGUAACAGAAAGAGUAUGUCAUGGAUGAAAUGUGAAUAAGACUGGGGAGGGGAGGGCUUGUGAAAUUUUGUAUAGUGGAAAAUAUUUAUAUACUUUUUUUAAAUUAACUACCACACAGGUGCCAUAUUGUAUCUUUUACAGAACAGUAUAACAAAUAAUUGCUCAUUAUUUUCAAUAUCAAAUGAGUAUGUUUUAUCAAUUCUCUUUAUUUUAACAGAUUAACUUAAAUGAGGUUCAGUUUUGUAACACCAAACCAUGCAGCUGUAUGGAGAGAUGGUACUAAAGUAGUUCUGGCACAGUUGCUCAACACAAACGUUUGCCAUUUCAAGUGGAAUUAAGUCAAGUCAGAGAGGAUAUAAAGUAAUAUAUGUGAUAAAUUGUUUAACUUGAAAAGGCCUCAUACUUUUGUUGUAAUUCAUUUCAUUCUACAUGAAAAUAUUUUUAUAAAAUACUUUCAGAUGUAUUGUCUACAAACAAGUUGUCAGUACAGGGCAUUUUUUUUUUCAUUUCUUAAUAAAAUGUCUACCACA